Molecule: messenger RNA, 1968 nt
Organism: Salmo salar (Atlantic salmon)
Lineage: Eukaryota; Metazoa; Chordata; Actinopteri; Salmoniformes; Salmonidae
Source: RefSeq, a predicted model, not a curated record
AUGUCUCUCUCCAAGAGAAACCAUAUGGAGGAUCCACAGAAAGACAACUUCAGCUUAGACCCAGUCCCAGCUCCUCACACCCCCAGCUCCUCUCAGCCCCAGCUCCUCUCAGCCCCAGCUCCUCUCAGCCCCAGCUCCUCCCAGCUCCUCUCAUCCCCAGCUCCUCUCAGCCCCAGCUCCUCUCAGCCCCAGCUCCUCCCAGGCCCAGCUCCUCUCAGCCCCAGCUCCUCCCAGCCCCAGCUCCUCCCAGCCCUAGCUCCUCUCAGCCCCAGCUCCUCCCACCCAAGCUCCUCCCAGCCCAAGCUCCUCCCAGCUCCUCCUAGCCCCAGCCCCUCUCAGCCCCAGCUCCUCCCAGCCCCAGCUCCUCCCAUCCCCAGCUCCUCCCAGCCCAAGCUCCUCACAUCCCCAGCUCCUCUCAGCCCCAGCUCCUCCCUUUCAGCCCCAGCUCCUCUCAGCCCCAGCUCCUCUCAGCCCCAGCUCCUCCCAGCCCCAGCUCCUCACUCAGCCCCAGCUCCUCUCAGCCCCAGCUCCUCUCAGCCCCAGCUCCUCCCAGCCCCAGCUCCUCUCAUCCCAGCUCCACUCAGCCCCAGCUCCUCUCAGCCCCAGCUCCUCUCAGCCCCAGCUCCUCUCAGCCCCAGCUCCUCUCAGCCCCAGCUCCUCCCAGUCCCAGCCCCUCUCUUCCCCAGCUCCUCCCUUCCCCAGCUCCUCUCAGCCCCAGCUCCUCCCAGCUCAGCUCCCAUCCCCAGCUCCUCCCAGCCCCAGCCCCUCUCAGCCCCAGCUCCUCUCAGCCCCAGCUCCUCUCAGCCCCAGCUCCUCCAUUCAUCCCCAGCUCCUCUCAGCCCCAGCUCCUCUCAGCCCAGCUCCUCCCAGGCCCAGCUCCUUUCAGGCCCAGCUCCUCUCAGCCCCAGCUCCUCCCAGCCCCAGCUCCUCCCAGCCCCAGCUCCUAGCCCCAGCUCCUCCCAGUCCCAACUCCUCCCAGCUCCUCUCAGCCCCAGCUCCUCUCAGCCCCAGCUCCUCCCAGCCCCAGCUCCUCUCAGCCCAAGCUCCUCCCAGCCCCAGCUCCUCCCAGCUCCACUCAGCCCCAGCUCCUCCCAUCCCCAGCUCCUCUCAGCCCCAGCCCCUCCCAGCCCCAGCUCCUCUCAGCUCCAGCUCCUCCCAGUCCCAGCUCCUCCCUUCCCCAGCUCCUCCCUUCCCCAGCUCCUCUCAGCCCCAGCUCCUCCCAGCUCCUCCCAUCCCCAGCUCCUCCCAGCCCCAGCCCCUCUCAGCCCCAGCUCCUCUCAUCCCCAGCUCCUCUCAGCCCCAGCUCCUCCCAGCUCCUCUCAUCCCCAGCUCCUCUCAGCCCCAGCUCCUCUCAGCCCCAGCUCCUCCCAGGCCCAGCUCCUCUCAGCCCCAGCUCCUCCCAGCCCCAGCUCCUCCCAGCCCGAGCUCCUCCCAGCCCCAGCUCCUCCCAGUCCCAACUCCUCCCAGCUCCUCCCAGCCCCAGCCCCUCUCAGCCCCAGCUCCUCCCAUCCCCAGCUCCUCUCAGCCCAAGCUCCUCCCAGCCACAGCUCCUCCCAGCUCCUCCUAGCCCCAGCCCCUCUCAGCCCCAGCUCCUCCCAGCCCCAGCUCCUCCCAGCCCCAGCUCCUCCCAGCCCCAGCUCCUCCCAGCUCCUCCCAGCUCCUCCCAGCCCCUCUCAACCCCAGCUCCUCCCAGCCCCAGGACAUCUCAUCUCCUCUCACAGAGACCCAAGACCCAGCCCGUCUUCUCUCACAGAGACCCAGCCCCUCUCCUCUCACAGAGACCCAGCCCCUCCCCUCUCACAGAGACCCAGCCCGUCUCCUCUCACAGAGACCCAGCUCAGACCCAGCACGUCUCCUCUCACAGAGAACCAAGACAUACUAUUCUUCUCAAACCCAGAACAGCGAGACGACCCCAUGCAGAUCCUCUCUCAGAGCCAGGCUAGAAACUUUAGACCCAGAGUGGAUUAA